UUUCAUUUUUUUGAUAUACUUUAAAGGUUGCUUAAUGAAAGUUUGCUUCUUUGAGUCGGUGAAAUUUGUAUGAAUUAGUCAUUGUUGUCAUAAACUCAGAAUUUGCUUGGAAACUAGGAAACUUCAAAAAGAAGAUAACUUUGUGUGUUCUUUAUCCAUUUAUAGUGUGUGGAAUUGGAUUUUGAUUUUAAUUUGAUAAUUGGGUUUUUGAUUUUGGAUUGCUGUUGUGGUAAAUUUUGUUAAGGAGAUAAGUGGGGUAUUAGGAUUUGGAAUUUUGGAUUGGUUUUCUGCUGAAUUUUGGUUGGGAGAUAAGUGGGGUGUUAAGAUCUGGAAUUUGGAUUGGAUUCAAGUCAAUUUAUCCAGUUAUAGUGUCUGAAAUUGGAUUUUGAAUUCAAUUUUGCAGUUGGGUUUUUGAGUUUGGAUUGGUUUUUCUCUUUCUGGCGGAUUUUGGAUUAAGGAGAUACGUGGGGCGUUAGGAAUUGGAAUUGAAAUUGUUGUUUUGGUUUUUCAGAGAAUUGAGUUUGAUUGAUGGGGGGACAAAGUUCUAAAGAGGAUAAUAAUUUGAGGCGGGAUUCAUUGCGUUCAAGUUCAUCUGCUUCUGCUUCUUCUUCUUGGAAUUCAUAUCCUGACCCUCAUUCGGGUUACGGUCAGGGUGGUUAUCCUCCUUAUACUUAUGAUUCACAACAGCCUACAUAUGAGUCACAACAACCUUCUUAUCAACCGUAUUAUGAUGCUCGACCACCUCCUCCUCCUCAAAACUAUGGAUAUGAGCCUCAAACUAGUGGUAGAGUGCCCCGUCAUGACUAUCAGAGAAAGUUAGACAGGAAAUACUCGAGGAUUGCUGAUAAUUACAACUCCAUAGACGAGGUGACUGAAGCUCUUGCGCGUGCAGGCCUUGAGUCUUCCAAUCUUAUUCUUGGAAUCGAUUUCACCAAGAGCAAUGAGUGGACAGGAAAGCAUUCAUUUAAUAGAAAAAGCUUGCAUCACAUUGGGAAUGGUCCAAAUCCAUAUGAACAAGCAAUAUCCAUCAUUGGGAAAACCUUGGCCGCAUUUGAUGAGGAUAACUUGAUUCCUUGCUUUGGAUUUGGGGAUGCAUCAACACAUGAUCAAGAUGUCUUCAGUUUCUAUCCAGAUGAAAGAAUUUGCAAUGGAUUUGAAGAAGUUUUGAGUCGGUAUAGGGAAAUUGUUCCUAAUAUUAAACUUGCAGGCCCUACAUCAUUUGCACCCAUUGUUGAAACGGCCAUGACAAUUGUUGAGCAGAGUGGAGGCCAAUACCAUGUUUUGGUGAUAAUUGCUGAUGGCCAGGUAACAAGAAGUAUUGACACUGAACAUGGAAGGCUCAGUCCACAGGAGCAGAAGACUGUGGAUGCCAUUGUCGAGGCCAGUAAAUUUCCUCUUUCGAUCAUAUUGGUUGGUGUUGGAGAUGGACCUUGGGACAUGAUGAAGGAGUUUGAUGACAAUAUGCCAGCCAGGGCCUUCGAUAAUUUUCAGUUUGUGAAUUUCACGGAACUUAUGUCGAAGAACAUUCCUCCUUCACGAAAAGAGGCAGCAUUUGCUCUCGCAGCAUUGAUGGAAAUUCCUUCUCAGUAUAAGGCCGCAAUAGAGCUUAAUCUACUUGGUAGUCGGAAGGCCAAUGCUCCAAAUAGAGUUGCCCUCCCAACACCGUCUUAUGGUUCCGCGUCUUUUGGUACUUCAAAACCUUAUGGUUCGGCAUCUUUUGGCCCUUCAAAACCUUCUCCUCAUGCUGCUAGUUUUGAGCGGAGUGCACCUUCUUACCCACCUUCGUACCAAGACGUCGUCAAACAAGUUGGCGCAGCUCCUUCUGCCCCAAGUUCUACUUAUGAAAAUCAGCUUUGCCCUAUAUGUUUGAGCAAUGAAAAAGAUAUGGCCUUCGGAUGUGGGCAUCAGACAUGUUGUGAAUGCGGACAAGAUCUUCAAACGUGUCCCAUCUGCAGGAGCCCCAUUAACACCAGAAUCAAGCUUUACUGAGCAGCAUCUUCUAUUGGAAGGAUUUGUUUAUUUGUAUUCUUUGAAUUUUUUUAUAUGAUUGUAUAAAAUAUUAGAUCAAAUAUUUGUUUCUACAGUGAAACAUGGUGUUUCUGUAUGUCAGUUGUAACCAUUCCUUGAUUUUUUUGCCCCAUUCAUUUUGGUUUCUGACUAUAUUGGUUUGACAACUUAGCUUAGGGUGGUAUUUGUACAGUUUUAGUUGAAUCAAUUUGGUUUGAUUUGUAUUAAUCGUGGCUUUAAAAUGUGAAUUUCGAAUA
Messenger RNA from Medicago truncatula (barrel medic), 2264 nucleotides. Its product is annotated as E3 ubiquitin-protein ligase RGLG2. The record is from RefSeq and is a predicted model, not a curated record. The transcript is spliced from 11 exons. Gene Ontology annotation, biological process: protein K63-linked ubiquitination. Bases 529 to 1989 code for a protein of 486 amino acids. Gene Ontology annotation, molecular function: ubiquitin protein ligase activity. Gene Ontology annotation, cellular component: nucleus. NCBI's taxonomy places the organism in Eukaryota, Viridiplantae, Streptophyta, Magnoliopsida, Fabales, Fabaceae.